Molecule: messenger RNA, 906 nt
Organism: Haemonchus placei
Lineage: Eukaryota; Metazoa; Nematoda; Chromadorea; Rhabditida; Trichostrongylidae
Source: the annotation of a GenBank genome assembly
AUGGACAACAUUCGUCCGGAACAUAUUCCACCACCGUUCAGAGAAGUGUUAAAACGUCAAAAACCAGAAGUUCCAGGACAACCGUACGAAAUGAAGGCCUUUCAAAGCACUCUACCAAAAUCUGCUGGGGAUCCAUGGCGUGGAGCGUAUUCAAAACACGGGUUUUGGUACAAAUUCCACACUGGUGGGAAGGACAGGUAUAUGCUGAAUUACGACUGCUUCCUAGCUUGGCAAAAAGUGUACGGAACGGAAAAUAUUCGGAUUAUCAAAAACGAAAUAAUGGGAGGUAUUGUGGCUAUCAAGAAAAAAGACUACACACAGAUUGGUACCUACUUUGUGAAAGAGGAAUAUCGUCACUCUGGAAUUGGAACGAAACUCUUCAAAGAAGUCACUGAAGGAACUAGUCGUGUAGCAUUUCAAGCAAUGCAUCAUCUGCUACCAACAUUAUCCACCUUCGGACUACUUAAACAAUUUGGUCGACGAUUUAUUCAUGUGAAAAUUGACUGCCCCAACGGUUUCCCCGAUUUGAUGGUGAAUGUGAUUUCGCUUUCUUCCAACAACAAUUUACUAUUUCAUAUAGCAAACCUUCAGGGCAAGUGUCUCGGAUACGGAACGUUAAGAGAAUUAGCAGGUCGAGAUUUCGUAAAGCGCCUGCUGGUUGGGCCUCUAUACGCAGUAAACGACGACGUUGCCGAACUGAUUCUUCAAAUUUUACUGAAGAAAUACUAUAACCCUGAAGAAGACUACGAUUUCGAUCCGGAUGUGUUCGCAAUCUACCGACGGACCGUUGAGUUCAUAUUACCGGCUCAUGAGAAGCUAAUAACGGUGAUCAAGAAGCUGAACGGAACGGAAGUACAAAUGGACAUGGUAUACGCUGUUGGGGACUUGCAUUCGACUCUGAUCUGA